Messenger RNA from Strigops habroptila (Kakapo), 2080 nucleotides. RefSeq names its product tubulin alpha-5 chain. Lineage: Eukaryota; Metazoa; Chordata; Aves; Psittaciformes; Psittacidae. Gene Ontology annotation, biological process: mitotic cell cycle; microtubule cytoskeleton organization. Gene Ontology annotation, molecular function: structural constituent of cytoskeleton; GTP binding. The record is from RefSeq and is a predicted model, not a curated record. The transcript has 4 exons. The coding region runs from base 97 to 1443 and encodes 448 amino acids. Gene Ontology annotation, cellular component: cytoplasm; microtubule.
UAAGAAGGCGCUGCGGAGAGGAUUGCAGCAGCCGCAGCUCCGCGCCGAGCCCCGCCGCACCGAGCCGCCGGGACAGCCCGGACCCCCAGCAGCAGCAUGCGUGAGUGCAUCUCCGUCCACGUCGGCCAGGCUGGCGUCCAGAUGGGCAACACAUGCUGGGAGCUGUACUGCCUGGAGCACGGCAUCCAGCCUGACGGGCAGAUGCCCAGCGACAAAACCAUUGGCGGAGGGGACGACUCCUUCACCACCUUCUUCUGCGAGACUGGGGCUGGGAAGCAUGUCCCGCGGGCCAUCUUCGUGGACCUGGAGCCCACCGUGAUUGAUGAAGUUCGGGCUGGGAUAUACCGACAGCUCUUCCACCCAGAGCAGCUGAUCACUGGCAAGGAGGAUGCUGCCAACAACUAUGCCCGUGGGCACUACACUAUCGGCAAAGAAAUCAUUGACCAAGUGCUGGACAGGAUCCGAAAGCUGGCUGACCAGUGCACAGGCCUCCAGGGAUUCCUCGUGUUUCACAGCUUUGGAGGUGGCACUGGCUCCGGAUUCACCUCCCUGUUGAUGGAGCGACUCUCUGUUGACUAUGGCAAGAAGUCCAAGCUGGAAUUCUCCAUCUACCCUGCACCACAGGUCUCUACUGCUGUGGUGGAGCCCUACAACUCUAUCCUCACCACACACACCACCCUGGAGCACUCAGACUGUGCCUUUAUGGUGGACAAUGAGGCCAUCUACGACAUCUGCCGCAGGAACCUGGACAUCGAGCGCCCAACCUACACCAACUUGAACAGACUCAUCAGCCAGAUCGUCUCAUCCAUCACAGCAUCGCUGCGGUUUGAUGGAGCCCUGAAUGUCGACCUGACCGAGUUCCAGACCAACCUGGUGCCCUACCCUCGCAUCCACUUCCCCCUGGCCACCUAUGCCCCUGUCAUCUCUGCAGAGAAGGCGUACCACGAGCAGCUCUCAGUGGCUGAGAUCACCAACUCCUGCUUUGAGCCAUCCAACCAGAUGGUGAAGUGCGACCCUCGCCACGGCAAGUACAUGGCCUGCUGCCUGCUGUACCGCGGGGACGUGGUGCCCAAGGACGUCAACGCCGCCAUCGCCACCAUCAAGACCAAGCGCAGCAUCCAGUUUGUGGACUGGUGCCCCACAGGCUUCAAGGUGGGCAUCAACUACCAGCCUCCCACCGUGGUGCCGGGGGGGGACCUGGCCAAGGUGCAGCGCGCCGUCUGCAUGCUGAGCAACACCACGGCCAUUGCCGAGGCCUGGGCUCGCCUGGAUCACAAGUUUGACCUGAUGUACGCCAAGCGAGCCUUCGUGCACUGGUACGUGGGGGAGGGCAUGGAGGAAGGGGAGUUCUCUGAGGCGCGGGAAGACAUGGCCGCUCUGGAGAAGGAUUACGAGGAGGUGGGCCUGGACUCCUACGAGGAUGAAGAGGAGGGCGAGGAGUAGAGAAGCCCCUACCAACAAGGACCAUGCGCUCCUUCCCUGUGUUACCUGCAGAAACCCUUUGCAAUAAACCGUUUCAGAGCCUCUGUGUCUCCCACUAACCCCCCAGCUGUCUCGGUUUCUUGCCAGGUCAGGUGUGUGGUGAGUGCUUCAGCUCUGCUGCUGGUGCUGCUAUGCUUCCUCCCAACACUCUGCUCAGCUCCAGUUUGCUCCCUGUGCAGGUAAGAGCCCCUGGGUCCACUCUGGGGGCCAUGGCACACAUCCCACCCCACUCACUGGUCCAGCUGGUGGUGGAUAUUGCUUCCUUGUGUGGUAUAUGCCCUGUGGUAUAUGGCCCCAUGUUGUAUCCUGGAGCUCAGGGGAGCAGGUUUAGCCUGAGCAGUAAAAGAUUGGUGGCUGCUGAGACUUCUCCCUGUGUGCAGCCUGAGGGUAGGAGGGCUUAUCCAGGAUAGUGGUUGAAGCAGUGGGAGCAGCCUGGCACCCCUGUCCCUGUGGCCAUAGUGCAGGACGAGGGAUGGGCCCAGCUCUGCGGUGCAGCGGGUGCACCCCACAAGAGCAUCCAGCAUGGCAUAAACCCCGUGGCUGCUUUACUGCUGUGUUGUGUUGAGAGGAUUAAAUGUGGGGAACGCUCCCUGUGAAA